GCUGCAUGAGGGUCAGUUCCCCGGCCAAGCAGAUGCUGAUUGGCCCGAGCUUCGUCGAUCCUCCGACCUCGACUUUUGUCAUUUUUGCCUUGAGACUGCUUGACCUUCUGCCAAACACUACCAGCUGACCAAAGAAGCGCCAGCAAACUCUCCAUGAGCGCGCUACUUGAAACCUCCCUGGGCGACAUCGUGAUCGACCUGUUGGUCGACGAGUCGCCCAAAGCCUGUGAAAACUCUUCCCUGUCUCCCCUCAUAGCUUCCUGAAGCUGUGCAAAAUCAAGUACUACAAUUUUGCGCCCGUGCACAGCGUCCAGAAGGAUUUCAGCUUCCAAACCGGCGACCCGCUCGGCCCCGACGCGCCCGACAGCGAUGGCGGCUCCUCGAUCUGGGGCGUCCUCGGUGGCCCCCGCGAAGCGCACGUUUCCGAUCGAUCUACCGCCGAAAAUGAAGCAUCUUGAGCGCGGGACGGUCAGCAUGGCGACGGUGCCUGCAGCCAAUGAUCCAGACCAGCGCGUGGCUGGUAGUCAGUUUUUGAUUACACUGGGAGAGAACUUGGAUUAUUUGGAUGGCAAGGCGGCUAUCUUUGGCAAGGUGGUUGAGGGCUUUGAUGUUUUGGAGAAAAUUAAUGAGUCGUUUAUUGAUGAUCGAGGUCGGCCGUUGAAGGAUAUUCGUAUUCGCCAUACUGUUGUUUUGGAUGAUCCGUUCGAUGACCCUGCUGGGUUGGUCGAGCCGCCUGAGAGUCCUGUACCGACGAAAGCGCAAUUGGCUACCGUGAGGAUUGCUGAUGAUGAGGAUUUGGAUGAGGAGAUGGAUGAGGCUGCCAUGGAGAAGUUGCGCCGGGAGCGUGAAGCACGUGCUCAGGCGCUGACUUUGGAGAUGGUGGGUGAUCUGCCCUUUGCCGAUGUCAAGCCUCCCGAGAAUGUGCUGUUCGUCUGCAAAUUGAAUCCCGUCACGCAAGAUGAGGACCUUCAGUUGAUCUUCAGUCGGUUUGGAACCAUCCUGUCUUGCGAGGUGAUUCGGGACAAGCGCACAGGUGACAGCCUGCAGUAUGCGUUUAUCGAGUUUGAAAAUCAGAAGGACUGCGAACAGGCCUACUUCAAGAUGCAGGGCGUGUUGAUUGACGACCACCGCAUCCACGUUGACUUCUCGCAGAGUGUCUCCAAACUAUCCGAAAGCUGGCGCAACGCCACAGUCAGCAAGCGGCAACAGCGCGGCGGUUUCGGCGGUGUCGCAGAUCUCGAACUGAAGCGACAGUACCGAGUAUCAGACGACUCUCGCGCAGAGGACGACGACAGGGCAUACAACAUGGUUUUUGAUCGCUCACGCAAAGCUCAACCAACAGCGCCAGCUACAUCCGCCCCUCGCCGCGACGGCCGGUCCGAUCGCAGCCCUCCACGAGAUUCAUAUCGGGAUCGACGUAGCAGUCGCAGUCCCCGAGGCCGAGACUCACAUAAGGACCGUCACCGACAGCGGGAAGCCAGCAGGAGUCCUGGACGACGAGACUUUGAGCGGCGGGAUCGAGAUCGUGGGGAUCGUGGGCGCUAUCGGGAUGACCGUGGAGAUCGGGGUCGGGAUCGCGGUCGUCGAGAUGAUCGGUAUGAGCGGCGACGAUGAGGAGGGAAUUUGUAUUAGUAUUGGCAAUAUCCAAGCAUAUCCAAAACAUCCAGUGUAUAAAAUAUGUGACUCGAG
Molecule: messenger RNA, 1689 nt
Organism: Penicillium subrubescens
Lineage: Eukaryota; Fungi; Ascomycota; Eurotiomycetes; Eurotiales; Aspergillaceae
Product: PPIL4 family peptidylprolyl isomerase
Exons: 4
Coding region: 370-1614 (414 amino acids)
Biological process (GO): protein peptidyl-prolyl isomerization
Cellular component (GO): nucleus
Molecular function (GO): RNA binding; peptidyl-prolyl cis-trans isomerase activity
Source: RefSeq, a predicted model, not a curated record